Molecule: messenger RNA, 696 nt
Organism: Parnassius apollo (apollo)
Lineage: Eukaryota; Metazoa; Arthropoda; Insecta; Lepidoptera; Papilionidae
Source: the annotation of a GenBank genome assembly
AUGAGGGUCACAGACGAUAUUCUGGCGAUGGCGCGACCCAGCACCGCAAGCAUUGCCGCUAGAAAUAUCAUACAGCAAUUUCAUAGCUGGGGCAUCCGCACGGUGAUCAACCUGCAAACUCCAGGCGAACACGCUAGCUGCGGGCCUCCUCUCACCAGUUCCGGCUUCACUUAUGACCCUACAAUAUUCAUGGCCAACGAUAUAUAUUAUUACAACUUCGCAUGGUCAGAUUAUGGAGAAGCGAGUCUCAGCGGAUUAUUGGACAUGGCGAAAGUGGUGUCCUUUGCGUUAGAUGAGGGAAGAGUCGCCAUACAUUGCCAUGCAGGGCUUGGCAGAACUGGAGUGCUCAUAGCGUGCUAUCUGGUGUAUGCUCUGCGAGUCCGAGCCAAUGACGCUAUACGCCUCGUGAGGAAGAAGCGGCCGCGCUCCGUGCAGACUUCUGGUCAAAUUCUGUGUGUGCAGCAGUUCGAGCAUUACAUACUGCCGCAAACGGUUGUAUUUAGUUCUAAGGAGCCACUAACGUUAACAACGCGGGAUCGUAAAUCUGCUGAAUUUACUCUCAAGCAAUAUUUAUUUCGGCAGCGGGCAACACUGCAUGGAUUAGAGGAACGAGUUUUUAGAGAAAUUCCCAAGAAUGAGCUUGAACCCAACGUUCAUAGGUUUGAUUCGCCCCGGGAUCUGCCAAACAAGAAAUGA